This is a messenger RNA of Cornus florida, 1137 nucleotides long. RefSeq lists its product as uncharacterized. The transcript has a single exon. The coding region runs from base 374 to 841 and encodes 155 amino acids. Lineage: Eukaryota; Viridiplantae; Streptophyta; Magnoliopsida; Cornales; Cornaceae. The record is from RefSeq and is a predicted model, not a curated record.
UCCCGGCUGUUUAGAUUAAAUUAAUCCAAUACCGGCUUUACAUUGACAAUUUCCACUCGUACAUCCAACUGUUCAUCCAACCUCUACAAAUCCCUCUGCCCCAUCCCAUCACUUUCCAAAUUACUGUAAGACUUAGAAAUUAUACCCAAAUUCCUUCUUUUCAUACCAUAACAAACAAUUCCACCCAAUAUAUUUCUCCCCACAUUUAUUGCAUUCAAAUAAGCCAAACUCUUUCGUUAGCUCUUCCUCCUCUCUCUUUUCCAAUCCUCACUUCCUAGCAACUCUGUAUACAUAAUAUAUAUAUAUAACUGAUCAUAAUCUAAUUACAGUAUUUAUCAAAAGAGUGCAAUUAAUAGAGAGUAGCUAGGAGAAGAUGUCCAAGAAGAGUAGUAGCAAAGAGACCAAACUGAGUCGGUGCUUGAAGGCACCCAUUAAGGUGUUGAGCAAGGCCAGGGACCUGUACAUUCAAAGCAUGACUCAGUGCGCCGGAAAGGUCAGCUACGACAACGUCAUGGGCUGUCCUACCGCCCAAGUCUCCUCUUUGCCCAAGAGUUUCAGUGUCAACUCCUCCAAAUCCAGCAACGACGAGGAUUUCAGGGAGCUUAUCAAGGUUGCUUCUACACGGAGUCUUGGCAACAAGAUCGAGUUGGAUCUUCUACGGAGACAACAUUCUCCGGUCACCGGAGGAGUGGAUGCGGUGCCUCGGAGCCAGAGUGUUGGGAUUGGGAGGAUUGAUGAAGACAAGGCUUGUGAGUUUGGUGAAGAUAUCAAGGUCAACACUGAUGUUUAUCCAAGAAGCAGAAGCUAUGCUGUUAAUUCAAAGACAACUGCCCUGUUCUAAGCUAAAUUAAUGCUACACAAAAACCUACGAUCAAAGGCAUCUCUCUCUUUCUCUAUCUCUAAUAUGUUAUAUAUAUAUUGAUCGUUGUUAUCUACAGUUUUUGGUGAUUCUGUGUUCUAAGAAGUGCAUACAUAUAUAUAUAUAUAUAUAUAUAUGGCAUUAUAUGCAUAUGUGUUUUACGGUUGAUCCAAUUUGUAUAUAGGUUUAGAAGUUAAUGUGUACGUUUGGUUGGGACUGUAUGUAGUGAUCUUUUGUAGUGGUAUAGGUUAAUUAUGAAUGUUGAUGUUCUCUGCUUA